This is a messenger RNA of Durotheca rogersii, 1614 nucleotides long. RefSeq lists its product as uncharacterized. The transcript has 3 exons. The record is from RefSeq and is a predicted model, not a curated record. Lineage: Eukaryota; Fungi; Ascomycota; Sordariomycetes; Xylariales; Xylariaceae. The coding region runs from base 1 to 1614 and encodes 537 amino acids.
AUGUCCAUGUCCAAAUUCACCGAUCUUCUAGCAUGGGUCGACGAGGAAAAGAGGGCAGAGGAGGUCCCCAUGCAUGAGCGGCACGCGGAUAUCUUCGUCAACACGCCGCUCUUCUCGGCCGCUGUCGACAAGUUCGUCCACUCGCAGCUCCCGAAGACGGAGACGGCAUCAGGUCUUAUCCCGCACUAUGGACUCCUAGGCAUCCGGGAGGAGCCGACAACAGGCAGCGCCUCGGCAGAGGACCGGCUGGUUCUAUCCAAUAUGAAUAUGCCGUGGUCGGCAUUCAUAUGCGGUUCUCAAGGUGCGGGCAAGAGCCAUACGUUGUCUUGUCUGCUGGAAAACGCGCUCCUGGUGAACCACGCCAGUACCGAGAAACCCAAUCUUCUGACCGCCAUGGUGAUGCAUUACGACCGUUAUGCUAGCCACAAUUCGUCUCAGGUCUGCGAGGCGGCAUAUCUCUGCUCGUCCGGCAUCCCCGUGACCGUCCUUGUAUCUCCGUCCAACAUAUGGGCGAUGCACCGUUUGUACAGCAAUCUGCCAGGCUUACCUCCCGCGUCGCCUCCUCCUAAAGUGUUCCCUUUAUACCUCGACGAGGACCAGCUAGAUAUCUCCAGGAUCCUGAGGUUGAUGGCCGUGAACCCCGACUCAAAAAACCCUCCCCUCUAUAUGGAGGUGAUAAUGAAUCUUGUUCGUGGGAUGGCGAUGACGGGGAGGCGGUUUACGUACUCGAAAUUCAGAGCAGAACUGGAUAAAAUAAAGUGGCUUCAAGGGCAAAAAGGGCCGCUAGCGCUCCGCCUGCAACUUCUGGAUACCAUGAUUAAGCCCUCGUCGAAGACCGCGACGCCUAGGCCCGCGCCAGCCCCGGAGGAUAUAUGGGCGUUCAAACCAGGGACUCUGACUAUCAUCGACUUGAGCGAUCCGUUUUUGGGGUCGGACGAUGCCUGCACACUAUUCUCGAUCUGCCUGUCCAUCUUUCUCGAGAACAGGAGCAAAUGCGGGCGCGUCGUGGUUCUCGAUGAAGCGCACAAGUUUUUGACCCAGACGGGUGAAGCCCAAAUACUCACGGACGACUUGCUGUCAAUCAUCCGGCAGCAAAGGCAUACUGGCACCCGCGUGAUCAUCGCAACUCAGGAACCCACGCUCUCCCCAAGCCUUCUAGAUCUGUCAAAUGCAACCUUUGUGCAUCGGUUCGUGUCGCCCAGCUGGUACGAGAUGCUGAAACGCCAUCUCGCUGGCGCCGACAAACUAGAUCGCGGUGGGACGAACGUCCUAUUUGAGACUAUCGUCGGUCUUCAGACAGGAGAAGCUUUACUGUUUUGUCCCACAGCACAAAUAGACACGCGACAGGCGGAAGAUAACAGCGAACAGACGAUGAAACCCCUUGGAGACAGCUACGUCAGGCUGAAGAUCCGAAAGCGUAUCACGUCAGAUGGCGGAAAGAGUAUCAUGGCUUCGGAUGUGUCUGCCGACGUCCCAGUACAUAAACCCGUCGGGGGGGUGCCGAUGUUUGGCGGACCGGGAGAACCAAAAAAGCGUCUAUUUCGUUACCAAAUCCGGAUGAAACAGGAGAACAAGGGGAAGAAGAAGAAGAAGAAGGGGAAGAAAAAGGCCUAG